Messenger RNA from Poeciliopsis prolifica (blackstripe livebearer), 2995 nucleotides. RefSeq names its product protein BEAN1-like. NCBI's taxonomy places the organism in Eukaryota, Metazoa, Chordata, Actinopteri, Cyprinodontiformes, Poeciliidae. The record is from RefSeq and is a predicted model, not a curated record.
AUGCUAACAGUCAGUCAGUGUAGAGAAGAGCCUUCUGGGUUGUCUGAGAUUCCUGUCGCUGUGCACGUCCCUGUAGUGAGCUCCAACCAGAGCCAUGGGGAGUACCCAGAGUGCCGCAGCGAGAGGGAGUCUGGAGGGGAGGCGUCUCUCCUGGUGUCUCCGCUGGUGGUGGCUGGGAUUGUUAUAGGACUGGUCCUCUUCCUCUCCUGCAUCACCAUCAUCAUCGGCAGCCUGCGGAAAGACAGUCGACUCAGAAACCCACACUUUGGCGCCAGCUAUGGUCAAGAUGGAUUUUCCUUUGGGGGUUCAGCAGGGGAACUGAGGUCCAGCUGCUUAGAGGACUUUCCUCCUGGUUUAGAUUUUGACUCCUUCAGAGAUCUUCCACAGAUUACCAGCCUGUAUCCUGACUCUCCACCAGGCUACAAUGAGUGUGUGGGACCAGAUUUGACUCAGAUCUACGUACCGACCGAUGACCCACCCCCAUACUCCCUGCUGGACCCGUGCUUGAGCCUGGGCGGCCCAGAGGAGCAGCCUCCACACUCGGGUCCAUCAGAUGCUUCACAGUACUGUGGAGAGACGUCCGUCAGGACUGCCUGGUCCUCAUCGUCCUCCUCCUCUUCCUCCCACUGUUCCCUGGGACUACAUGAGUGGGAGCAGCAACAGCCCCUACCCUUCUUGCAAUGUAACCCUAACAAACACUCAGACUGGGACUAUGACGAAAACUCCCAGCAACUCCCGGCCAACCACAGCUCCUAAGACCGUUAAUUUGAUUUCCUCAGAUGAGCUCUCAGCUUUCUCCUGGUUAUUAAAGCUAACACUUAGUGAGCAGCUGGGCACCAAGCAGUAGAAAGCAACAAUGUAGGAAUGUCUUCCAUACAGUUGCUAAAACACUAUGGCCGCUUCAAGGAAAUCUUUUUGUAAUCAACAGAUGGUUCAUCUGAAAUGAUGCUUUUCUGAACAACCUGUUAAGCUACACAGCUCAGUUUUUUCUUGAUAUUUUUAAGGUUAUUAUUGUGGCAUAAUAACCUUCCACAAGGUUAUAAUAUUUGGUGUUUAUCUACCAUCUAGUUUGUGCAGCCAUCUAAACUAGAUGAUCUAUCUAUCUAUCUAUCUAUCUAUCUAUCUAUCUAUCUAUCUAUCUAUCUAUCUAUCUAUCUAUCUAUCUAUCUAUCUAUCUAUCUAUCUGUCUGUCUGUCUGUCUGUCUGUCUGUCUGUUUGUCUACCAUUAUCUGCUGAGUGUAGAUAAACACACUCAGCACAGUCUCAGAUUUCUUUACAUUUGCUCUAAUAUUAUGUAUUAUGUUGAAAACCAACACAGGACUCUAGACAUGAUAGCAGAGUGCUGUUCACCAAUGACAGUUCUGUGAGGACAGAGUCCCAGACAGCUCCUUUUUUUCUGCUCAUCGCUCCCUAUAUACAAUCACAUCCAUUAACAAACUAAAUAUUUAUUCAUGUAUUAGUUAUGGGGUGCCAUUUAUUAAAAUGCACAGUCAAAAAUUAAUGGCAAUAACUAAACAUAAGCUAAAUAUUCCAAUCCAUACCAGCUUGAGUUAUAAAGCACUAUAAAAACAGCACAGAUGACCAAAGUGUUGUACACCAGUGGUCCCCAACCUUUUUAUUACCUUGGACCGGUCGAGGCUUGGCGAUUUUACUGCAAUCGGGGGAAAAAGGGGGAUUAUCAGAUUUUUUUUUUUUCCUGAUUUUCCCAUUACUACAAUCUUACAACGUCCUGCAGUGAGUGGUGGUGGUGUCUGUCUGCUAAAUAUGCCCAAUAUAACAUGGGGCAUAUUCAACAUGUUUGAUUGUUUUGGCCCUUUUAUCGUCGCGUGUGAGGUUUUCCCUGACUGGGAGCAAAGAACUCAGCCUGUUGAAUGUGACAGGUAGCCAAUCAGAAAGCACAAAUAGUUGAAAUGGCAACUGAGAGUCCGGUGGAUGUGGAAAUGUUUAUUACUUUAUUAUUAUAUAUGUUUAGUAUAUGUUAUGUUUAUUCGGUUAAAAAUGUUGACUAUGAAAAAACAACUCAACACACAAUCACAGUGCAGCAAAUAGAGCGGCUGCUCCUGCCAUCUUAUAUCCAAGGCCUUUUCUUUUUGUUUCGUCUAUUAUCUCUUAAAAUGAUCCACAAGUCUCGUUGCAAGCAGCAAUUGGAGCUCAACUCGUUCUGAAGCAGCACUCAAGACCUGGUCAAAAUUAGUAAAAGAAAAUAAAGAGUCCUGCCUACCAAUCAGAUAGAUAGCAUGUGAUCAGAAUUUUAGCCCAAAUAAAACAGAUAAUACUUUCAAAACAUGGAUUGAUAAAGGUUUGAUAAAAUACAAUGACUUGCAUUAUAAAGGCUGUCUGAGGGUCUUUCAAGAUAUUAAGCCAAAAUAUAAUCUUGAUAACAGACUUUUCCUGUCAUCUUCAAAUCUGGUAUUAUUUAGAAAAAACAAAUAAAGAUGAACCAGACAGAGCAUUCACUGGCAUAUUGAAUAUCUUUCUAAAAUAAAAUAAAAUUUCAUAAAUUAAGAUCCAAAAUGUAUCAUGAACUACAAAACAUGUAUGGUGCGCUGAUGGUUUUACUGGAUCUUCUUCAGGAAUCGUGAUGUUCAUGAGUGGAAUCGGUUCUUGUGGCGUGUUGCUCCUGCCGUGUGGCUGGACACACGAACCGACCGAACCUGUUGGACUUUAUCGGCUCUGUGGUCACAAAGGUUUGGAAAAUCGGCCGGCAAUCCUAAAGUUGUGCCAUGUGAGCCAGACAUAAGGCUCACAAGCUCUUCUCCUCUCAUCUCAUCUUGUCUCAUAUCAUCUCAUCUCAUCUCAUCUCAUCUCAUCUCAUAUCAUCUCACUUCCCUACACUCGCUGACUCUGGUCGCCAUGGUAACGUUUACAUAUCCCUUCAAAAUAACAGAGAUGCGCCACAAAAACCAACAUUUUACUUUCAUAAAAAUGUUAACUCACCGUGACGACUUCCUGGUGCAAAACACGAUUUCUCCGCUCAGUGCCUCAGACAAAUGAU